Molecule: messenger RNA, 519 nt
Organism: Nicotiana attenuata
Lineage: Eukaryota; Viridiplantae; Streptophyta; Magnoliopsida; Solanales; Solanaceae
Product: ATP-dependent DNA helicase PIF1-like
Exons: 2
Coding region: 1-519 (172 amino acids)
Source: RefSeq, a predicted model, not a curated record
AUGAGAUUGCAAGGUAAUAAAAUAGGGACACAUAUAGAUGAGUUGAGAGUUUUUUCAGAUUGGAUUUUGGCAAUUGGCGAUGGUAUAGUUGGUACUUCUGUUCAGGGCAAUGAAAAAGUCCAAAUACCAGAUGAUCUUUUGAUAAAACAAUCUGUUGAUCCAACAUCUGUAAUUGUAGAAAGAUUAUGUAAUGGAACAAGGUUUAUCAUAACUAAACUUGGAAAUCAAGUUAUUGAAGCCAAGGUGUUAGUAGGACAGAUGGCCGGACAGAAAGUGUUUAUUCCAAGAAUGACAUUGACAUUAUCUGAUGCUAGAAUUCCAUUUAAAUUCCAGCGAAGACAAUUUCCAAUCACUGUUUCUUUUGCCAUGACACUCAACAAAAGUCAAGGACAGUCAUUGUCUCACGUGGGUUUAUUUUUGAAGAAACCAGUUUUUACACAUGGACAACUAUAUGUUGCUCUUUCUCGGGUGACAAGAAGAAAGGGAUUAAAAAUUUUGGUUUGUGAUGCCGAUGGGUAA